Messenger RNA from Saccoglossus kowalevskii, 1257 nucleotides. RefSeq names its product Na(+)/dicarboxylate cotransporter 3-like. Lineage: Eukaryota; Metazoa; Hemichordata; Enteropneusta; Harrimaniidae. Gene Ontology annotation, biological process: citrate transport; transmembrane transport; succinate transport. The record is from RefSeq and is a predicted model, not a curated record. Gene Ontology annotation, cellular component: plasma membrane. Gene Ontology annotation, molecular function: citrate transmembrane transporter activity; succinate transmembrane transporter activity.
AUGGCCUUCUACUGGAUGUUUCAACCUAUCCCAAUCUCCAUAACUGGACUCAUCCCCCUGGUGAUGUUACCGAUUAUGGGUAUCGUGCCUAUGGAGGACGUAUGUUUGAAUUACAUCACAGAAAGCAUCAUUUUACUCAUUUCGGCUAUCAUAGUCUCAUCAGCUGUUGAACAAUACAACUUGCAUCGCCGGCUUGCGCUACGUACGCUACUGUUUGCAGGAUCGGACCCAAAGCGGUUAUUAUUGUCUUUGAUGAUCACCGCAGCGUUCCUAUCAAUGUGGAUUAUGAAUAUGGCUGUUUAUGCAAUGCUAUUUCCAAUAGUACAAGUGUUGGUAGAGGAGCUCGAAAAACAAUCCCGCCAGGACCACAGUAACCCAACGGGUAUGGUGAACAGUGCUUAUGAGCAAGAGCAUCAUAAAAAUGGAAAAGCAACUCGUGACGAGAAUGCAAUCGAAAUGUCUGCCGUAAUUGAGGAGAAUUGUACUGGAAUGAGGGAACAGCAGCCGAAAAACUCGUACCCUGGUGACGUAACAAGAAAUGGUACAAAUGGGCCUUCACAUUUGAUGAUGUGUUUUAAUUUGGGAUUGGUUCAGGCACUGACAAUUGGCGGAGUCGGGACAUUAGUUGGAACGUAUAUACCAUUGGUAUUGGUUCAAAACCUGGAGAAAUAUUAUGGCCCAAGUGCAAAGCCGAAUUUUGGCGAGUGGAUGGUAUAUGCAAUACCAACGCAGAUAGUAUGCUUGGUUCUUGCCUGGACCUGGUUGCCAACCUUUUUUUUGAAUUUAGGUCAAUCUAUAUUACUUUGUUUCUCUGGUCGAAGUAACUGUCUAAAAAAGAAGCAGACAGAAGAAGGUGGUAUUGUGGAUGUAUUACGCAAACAAUAUGACGAACUGGGCGCUAUUAAGUGGUCAGAAAUAGUGGUUAUCUUCAUUUUUGUUGUGCUGAUAGUUAUGUGGCUUUUUGAAGACCCCAAGUUUGUGACGGGUUGGAGAUCAUGGUUCAAACCAGGUCGAGUACCCUGGGAUAUUGUAUUUUUAGCUGGAGGAGGACUCUCGAUUACAGUAGGCAUCAAGAAAUCUGGUCUUGACAUGUUGGUAGCUGACACGUUAGAUGUUUUGAACUCAUUGGACCCAUGGAUAGUGUUGCUGAUCACUACCACUAUGGGUGCCCUGCUGACCGAAUUUUUAAGUGGUGCAGUGUACAUGAGCAUUAUUCUACCUAUUGUUUACGUAACGGUAAAAACUAUUUUAUUCUGA